This is a messenger RNA of Carcharodon carcharias (great white shark), 3083 nucleotides long. Its product is annotated as ribosomal protein S6 kinase alpha-5. Gene Ontology annotation, molecular function: ATP binding; magnesium ion binding; protein serine/threonine kinase activity. Gene Ontology annotation, biological process: intracellular signal transduction; regulation of DNA-templated transcription; protein phosphorylation. The transcript has 17 exons. NCBI's taxonomy places the organism in Eukaryota, Metazoa, Chordata, Chondrichthyes, Lamniformes, Lamnidae. The record is from RefSeq and is a predicted model, not a curated record. Bases 150 to 2504 code for a protein of 784 amino acids.
CGUCAAUGGGAGGGGAGAUUUCUGCCUUGUGAGGUUUUUUUAAAUAGAUGUUAACAUUUAAAAAGGAACACCGCGGGAUAGCGUCGCAUUCAAUCACUUAUUUCUUAAGUAAAAAGGACUGGGAAUUGUUGCUGUGUGAGAUUUGAAAUAUGGAAGAAGGGUCUGGUGAAGGUGACAUGUUUACAGUUGAACACGAGCUGAAGAACGCUAAUUUAACAGGACAUGCAGAAAAAGUUGGGAUCGAAAACUUUGAACUACUGAAGGUCCUUGGAACAGGAGCUUAUGGAAAAGUAUUUCUUGUGAGGAAGAUCAGCGGCCAUGACACGGGAAAACUUUUUGCCAUGAAGGUGCUGAAGAAGGCAACAAUAGUUCAAAAAGCAAAGACUGCAGAGCACACCAGGACUGAGCGUCAAGUAUUGGAACACAUUCGACAGUCACCUUUCCUUGUCACAUUACAUUAUGCUUUCCAGACAGAUACAAAACUCCAUCUUAUUUUAGACUAUGUGAAUGGAGGGGAAUUGUUUACUCACUUGUCGCAGAGGGAACGCUUCACAGAGCAUGCAGUGAGAAUAUACAGUGGGGAGAUAGUGCUGGCACUGGAGCAUCUACACAAGCUUGGAAUUAUAUAUCGAGACAUUAAACUGGAGAAUAUACUUCUCGACAGUAAUGGCCACGUGGUUCUAACAGAUUUUGGACUCAGUAAGGAGUUUCUAAUAGAUGAAAAUGAACGAGCAUAUUCCUUUUGUGGAACCAUAGAGUACAUGGCUCCAGAAAUUGUUCAAGGUGGAGAUGCAGGACAUGAUAAGGCUGUAGAUUGGUGGAGCCUGGGAGUCCUGAUGUAUGAACUGAAAACUGGAGCAUCACCUUUUACUGUUGAUGGAGAAAGGAAUUCACAAACUGAAAUUUCGAAGAGAAUUCUGAAAAGUGAUCCUCCAUAUCCUCCAGAAAUUGGUCCUUUGGCUAAAGAUGUAAUGAAGCAGCUCCUGAUUAAAGAUCCUAAGAAAAGGUUGGGUUCUGGUCCAGGAGGUGCUGAUGAAAUUAAAUCUCACCCCUUCUUCCAGAAAAUAAACUGGGAUGAGUUAUCUGCCAAAAACAUCGAAGCUCCAUUUAAACCAGUUAUCAGGGACGAGUUGGAUGUUAGCAACUUUGCUGAAGAGUUCACGGAAAUGGAUCCUACGUACUCACCCGCAGCGUUGCCUCAGAAUUCUGAUAGAAUCUUUCAGGGCUACUCUUUCAUUGCUCCCUCCAUUCUCUUCAAACGUAAUGCCGUGAUGACUGAUCCCAUUCAGCUUCAUUUGGGAGUGGAUCGUCCUGGCAGUACUGCUAUCGCACGCAGUGCUAUGAUGAAGGAUUCCCCAUUUUACCAACACUAUGAUCUGGAUCUAAAAGACAGUCCACUUGGAGAAGGAAGUUUCUCUAUCUGUAGGAGGUGUCGAAAUAAGAAAACUGGGCAGGAGUUUGCCGUGAAAAUUGUCAGCAAAAGAAUGGAAGCAAACACUCAAAGGGAGAUUGCAGCUCUAAAGCUGUGUGAAGGACACCCUAACAUUGUAAAACUGCAUGAUGUUCAUCAUGACCAGUUACACACGUUCUUAGUGAUGGAACUGUUGAAAGGUGGAGAGCUGCUGGAGCGGAUCCGAAAAAAGAAACACUUCAGCGAAACAGAAGCCAGUCACAUAAUGCGUAAACUGGUCUCGGCUGUCAGCCAUAUGCACGAUGUGGGAGUUGUCCACAGAGACUUGAAGCCUGAGAACUUGUUAUAUGCUGAUGAUAGUGACAGCACAGAAAUUAAAGUCAUAGAUUUUGGGUUUGCACGAUUGAAACCUCCUGAUAAUCAGCCUUUGAAGACCCCGUGCUUUACGCUACAUUAUGCAGCUCCUGAACUACUGAAGGACGACGGUUAUGACGAGUCCUGCGAUCUGUGGAGCUUGGGUGUUAUCCUGUAUACCAUGCUAUCGGGGAAAGUUCCAUUCCAGUGUGAGGGAAAGACAUUGACGUCCACCAGUGCUGAAGAAAUCAUGACGAAAAUAAAACAAGGGGACUUCUCUUUCGAAGGGGAAGCCUGGAGAAACGUCUCACAAGAGGCCAAGGAAUUGAUACAAGGCCUCCUAACCGUUGACCCAAAUAAACGGAUUAAAAUGUCGAGUCUCCGUUUCAAUGAAUGGCUUCAGGACAGCAGUCAGUUAUCAUCCAACCCGCUUAUGACCCCGGACAUUCUUGGUUCUUCAGGUGUUUCUGUCCAUACGUAUGUCAAGGCAACUUUUCACGCCUUCAACAAAUGCAAGAGGGAAGGUUUUUGCCUUCAGAAUGUGGACAAGGCACCUCUAGCAAAAAGGCGCAAGAUGAAGAAAACCAGCACCAGCACCGAAACACGGAGCAGCUCGAGCGAAAGUUCCCACUCCUCCUCCUCUCAGUCCCAUGGCAAAGCCACACCAACCAAGAAGCUACAGCCCAACAACCCAGUGGACAGCAAUAACCCGGACAGUAUCUUUCAGUUCUCCGAUUAAGCUGCUGCAGUCACUCUUUCACAAUUUAAAAAAAUUGCAUUUGUAUGUUUUUAAUCAUGAAUUUGACUUGAUCCUUUGAGGACUACAAGUUUCAUUAUGCUUUUUUUAAGUGUGCCCUCUCCAAAAUGCCUAAAAUAUAUUGUGCUUUUAACUUAUUCCAAAGCACACAUAUAUAUUAAAAAAGUUAUACGUAGUUCUGUACUUCCCUACAUUAUCAAUUGAUUGGUUUUCUCUGGGGAAUCCAAAAUUAGUGGUCAUACAUAUGACAGUUACUAUAAAUCCAAACAAGAUUUCAAGAGGAAACUUACUACCACAUGGAGUAAUCAAUGUGAGUAGAAUAGAUGCCUUUAAAGAAAGGUUAGAUAAGUACAUGAGGGAGAAAGGAACAUGAGGAUAUGCUAAUGAAAUUAGCUGGAGAGCAGGAAGCUCCUGUGGACCAUAAAUACUGACAUAAACCAGUUGGGCUGAGUGGCCUAUUUCUGUACUAUAAAUUCCAUGUAAUAUCCCUGUAUUGGAAAAAGGUCUGAUUUUUAAACAGUUUAAAAAUGUGUACAUUCUGGGGAAAAUAAAAUCCCACUA